Molecule: messenger RNA, 939 nt
Organism: Tupaia belangeri chinensis (Chinese tree shrew)
Lineage: Eukaryota; Metazoa; Chordata; Mammalia; Scandentia; Tupaiidae
Product: olfactory receptor 6C6-like
Exons: 1
Coding region: 1-939 (312 amino acids)
Biological process (GO): G protein-coupled receptor signaling pathway
Cellular component (GO): membrane
Molecular function (GO): G protein-coupled receptor activity; olfactory receptor activity
Source: RefSeq, a predicted model, not a curated record
AUGAACAAUCAGUCAAAGGAGAUAGAAUUUAUCCUCUUGGGAUUUACAGAUGACCCACAACUGCAAUUCGUGAUUUUCAUAUUUCUCUUUCUCAACUACAUCCUGAGCGUGAUGGGAAACCUAUCUAUCAUCCUCCUUACGCAGCUGGAUCCCCGUCUCAAAACUCCAAUGUAUUUUUUCCUCAGAAAUUUCUCCUUCCUGGAAAUCUCAUUAACAACUGUCUGUAUUCCCAGAUUCCUAAUAGCCAUAAUAACUAAGAACAGAGUCAUUUCCUACAAUGAGUGUGCAUCUCAGUUAUUAUUUUUCCUUUUGCUAGGCGUUACUGAAUUUUACCUGCUGGCUGCCAUGUCUUUUGAUCGCUAUGUAGCAAUCUGUAAACCCCUACAUUACCCAAACAUCAUGAGCAACAGACUGUGCUACCAGCUUGUACUCAGCUCAUGGACAGCUGGCUUUCUGAUUACGUUUCCACCGCUGGUCUUGGGACUGAAACUGGAAUUCUGUGCCUCCACAGAAAUUGAUCAUUUCAUAUGUGACACAUCCCCUGUCUUGCAGAUUUCUUGCUCAGACACUCAUCUGCUAGAACUGAUUUCAUUUGUCUCUGCGGUUGUAACACUGGUGAUGACAUUUCUGUUAGUGAUUCUUUCCUACUCGUACAUUAUCAAGACCAUUCUAAAAAUCCCCUCUGCCCAGAAAAGAACCAAAGCUUUUUCUACUUGUUCCUCUCACAUGGUCGUCGUCUCCCUAACCUAUGGCAGCUGUAUCUUUAUUUACAUGAAGCCAUCAGCAAAGGAAAGAGUGACUUUAUCCAAAGGUGUAGCUGUCAUUUACACCUCAGUGGCACCUUUAUUAAACCCUUUUAUUUACACUCUAAGGAACCAGCAAGUGAAACAAGCCUUCAAGGAUACACUCCAAAAGAUUUUCUUCUUUUUCAAAAAAUGA